Messenger RNA from Diprion similis, 2031 nucleotides. RefSeq names its product proton-coupled amino acid transporter 1-like. NCBI's taxonomy places the organism in Eukaryota, Metazoa, Arthropoda, Insecta, Hymenoptera, Diprionidae. Gene Ontology annotation, molecular function: amino acid transmembrane transporter activity. The record is from RefSeq and is a predicted model, not a curated record. The coding region runs from base 149 to 1816 and encodes 555 amino acids. Gene Ontology annotation, cellular component: vacuolar membrane. The transcript is spliced from 11 exons. Gene Ontology annotation, biological process: amino acid transmembrane transport.
CUAACGACCUAAGUUUCAUGAAGUCUACCAUGAUUGCCGAACGGCUGAUCACGGGUGAUAUUCGUUUAAUUUAUAAGUGAAAAUCAACAUUUCCUGAUGUUAAACAGCUCCAAGAUUUGAUAGAAGAAUGUGUAUGAGAAUCUGAACCAUGCCAAGUAUAGGUCUUUCAAUAAGACCUUCGAAUUCCUCGUGUUUGUUGCUCACUGACUAUAUACUGCUCGUUGAAUUGAAAGCAUACCUACGCAUUCUGACUACAAGUCUUUCCCCUUCGCUCUUGGCCUGUCGUGGCAUAAAGAUAAUGGAAUUGCGCAGCAGUCAGAGCGGUAUGCCACCUCUAAAAAGCUCAACAGCCACCAACCAUGGAUACGAAACUGCCUUCGAAGAAGCCACCAAACCAGUCAGUAACGAUGAAUACGGAGCGUUUCAAUCAAAGGAUCCGAUUAUGGUCGUUUCCACUCGCAAAGGGGACGUUGCUUUGAGCGGCGGAACGAGUCCUCGGAGCGUGAAGAUCGACCAUCCAACCUCUUACAUAGGGACGCUGAUGCAUCUAUUCAAAGGUAACGUCGGUGCUGGAAUGUUCGCCCUUGGAGAUGCCUAUAAAAAUGCCGGGCUGAUACUGGCACCACCGCUGACCAUAUUCCUUGGAGUUAUAUGCGUUCAUGCUCAACACAUCUUGCUUCGUUGCAGCGAAGAAAUGUCUAGGCGGCUCGGAAAUGAUGCUGUGCAAAAUCCCGGCUUCGCUGGAACCGUGGAACUGUGUUUCGCUACAGGGCCGCUCAAGUUGCGGAAAUAUUCCAUCACAAUGAGAAAGUUGGUCAACUUAUUCUUAUGUACGACGCAACUAGGAUUUUGUUGCGUUUACUUUGUAUUCAUUUCUUCAAACGUGAAACAGGUGAUGGACGUACACGGAGUAGAAUGGGACGUACAUGUGCACAUGGCUAUUGUGCUUAUUCCAAUACUUCUCACUACUUGGGUGCGAAAUCUAGAAUAUAUGAUACCGAUAUCCUCGGUGGCGAAUUUCCUUAUGGUGGGAGGAUACGCUUGUACGAUCUACCUUUUAUCGUACGACUUGCCAUCGAUUACACAGGAACGUAAAUACAUAGCAUCUUGGAAUACACUUCCGUUGUUCUUUAGCACGGUUAUCUACUCUUUCGAAGGUAUCAGUCUGGUAUUACCUUUGAAGAAUGAGAUGAAGAAGCCUCGCAACUUUGACAAACCCCUGGGUGUAUUGAACGUAGGGAUGGUUCUAGUGUCAGUCAUGUUUGUUUCGACAGGUUUUCUAGCUUAUCUCAAGUAUGGCGAUCUCGUUGAAGGAUCCGUGACUCUAAAUCUUGAUAAAGAGCAAAUAUUAUCCCAGUGCAUUAAAAUAGCCAUCUGUUUGGGGAUACUGUUCUCAUAUGCCCUACAAUUUUACGUGCCCGUGGAAAUUAUAUGGCCGUUAAUUAUUGACAAAUUUGGGCCUUUUCAAUGUCCCGCUGUUGCUGAGAUUGCCUUUCGGUCAGUUCUCUGCCUUUUUACGUUCGCCCUGGCAGCGGCUAUCCCUCGACUCGACCUAUUCAUAUCUUUGGUGGGUGCUGUAAGUAGUACCGCAUUGGCGUUACUAUUCCCUCCGAUCAUCGAGAUGGUCGUAGGCUGGCAGGACUCCACCCUUAGCAUCUGUACCUUUGUAAAGGACAUCCUGAUUAUAGUAAUAGGGUUGUUGAUAAUAAUCAUUUCAGAAACUAUAAACUCGGAAGUACCUUUUGCCUCAUCUAUUUGUACGGCAGCCUGCGAAUCACCGUCUUCCUGCCAUUGGUUUAGAGCAAGUCGCUUCUGAAUACGAGAACAUUUUGAACAAUGAUGGUUGCGCUUUGACCAGCAAGCACGGUGAUAGACUGUCGAACACUCAGGACAAGAAAUGGAACCAGCAUCCCAAGGAUAUAUGACUUCAUCAUUACCGCAUAACUCGCACAAAUGACCCCUGUAACGUAAAAUAAGUAAUGAAAGAUGACAGCAUAGAGCAAUGAAUUAACGUUAAAUAUUAUCAGAAGA